Messenger RNA from Apodemus sylvaticus (European woodmouse), 1637 nucleotides. It is a transcript of the gene Mkrn2, whose product is annotated as makorin ring finger protein 2. Gene Ontology annotation, molecular function: metal ion binding; ubiquitin protein ligase activity. Gene Ontology annotation, biological process: protein polyubiquitination. NCBI's taxonomy places the organism in Eukaryota, Metazoa, Chordata, Mammalia, Rodentia, Muridae. The record is from RefSeq and is a predicted model, not a curated record. The coding region runs from base 97 to 1347 and encodes 416 amino acids. The transcript is spliced from 8 exons.
CGCGGCUACGCGCGCGGGGCGGGGCGGGGCCGGGCUGGGCCACGGCGCUGGCGGCUCUGAGAUUUCAGUGCGACUCCAGCCCGUGGCCCCGCCGCCAUGAGCACCAAGCAGGUCACCUGCAGGUAUUUUAUGCACGGUGUAUGUCGCGAAGGCAGCCAGUGCCUGUUCUCACAUGACUUGGCGAACAGCAAGCCGUCCACCAUCUGCAAAUACUACCAGAAGGGCUACUGCGCCUACGGUGCACGCUGCAGAUAUGAUCAUACAAAGCCCACAACUGCAGCAGGUGGAGCUGUGGGUCCUGCACCCCACCCUUCGCCCUCCUCAGGCCUGCAUAGUCCUCAGCCUUCUCCCAGCAUUGCCACAUCUGUUAUGAGGACACAUUCGAAUGAACCUGGAAAGCGGGAGAAGAAGACGCUGGUGCUCAGAGACCGCAAUCUGACUGGUCUGGCUGAAGACAAGACUCCUCCAAGCACAGUGAAUAAUCCAGGUGGCUGCAGUGACCCUCAGCCCAGCCCAGAGACGAAGCCCCACUCCUACCUAGAUGCCAUCAGGACUGGCCUGGAUGGCUUGGAGGCCAGCAGCUCCUACAGCAAUGUGCAGCAGCUGUGCCCCUAUGCUGCUGCUGGGGAGUGCCGGUUUGGAGAUGCCUGUGUCUACCUGCAUGGGGACAUGUGUGAGAUCUGCAGGCUUCAAGUCCUCCACCCCUUUGACCCAGAACAAAGGAAAGCUCACGAGAAGAUGUGUAUGUCGACAUUUGAACAUGAGAUGGAAAAGGCUUUUGCCUACCAGGCGAGCCAGGACAAAGUGUGCAGCAUCUGCAUGGAGGUGAUCCUGGAGAAAGCAUCUGCUUCUGAGAGGAGGUUUGGCAUUCUCUCCAACUGCAGCCACACCUACUGCCUGUCCUGCAUCCGUCAAUGGCGAUGUGCCAAGCAGUUUGAAAACCCGAUAAUAAAGUCAUGUCCAGAGUGCCGUGUGAUAUCAGAGUUUGUAAUUCCAAGUGUGUAUUGGGUAGAAGAUCAGAAUAAAAAGAAUGAAUUAAUUGAAGCUUUCAAACAGGGAAUGGGGAAAAAGGCAUGUAAAUACUUUGAACAAGGCAAGGGGACCUGCCCCUUUGGAAGCAAGUGCCUUUACCGCCAUGCUUACCCUGACGGGAGGCUGGCAGAGCCAGAGAAACCUCGGAAGCAGCUAAGUUCUGAAGGCACCGUGAGGUUCUUUAACUCAGUGCGGCUUUGGGAUUUUAUUGAGAACCGAGAAACCCGGCAAGUCCCCAGCACUGAUGACGUGGAUGUGACGGAGCUAGGAGACCUCUUCAUGCACCUUUCUGGAGUAGAGUCAUCAGAACCCUAGUUAGCGCUGAUGCCUUCAUUUGGGCUCUGAAGUCAACUUUCCAAGGCAUGGUGCGGACACAUCUGUCACUGACCUGUGGUGACAUGGUACUGGGAUGUGAGUGCAGCAGUGAGUCCACUUGGUCUCUUCAUGAUCCACUUUCUCUGCCCUGGUGAAGGGAAGGGAGCUCACCAAGUCCAUGGAAUCACUACAUUUAGAGUUGAGUUGUACCUCCAGCCCCUUUAUCAGGAACCAGCUAUGUGGUCCAGCUGUUUUAAUUGAUUGCUUUUAAAUGAAAUCUGACUGCCAUC